This is a messenger RNA of Pogonomyrmex barbatus (red harvester ant), 1395 nucleotides long. It is a transcript of the gene Lapsyn, whose product is annotated as Leucine-rich repeat activity-regulated protein at synapses. NCBI's taxonomy places the organism in Eukaryota, Metazoa, Arthropoda, Insecta, Hymenoptera, Formicidae. Gene Ontology annotation, cellular component: extracellular matrix. Gene Ontology annotation, molecular function: protein binding. The record is from RefSeq and is a predicted model, not a curated record.
AGUACAUACGUUUCUCUGGCUCUGGUUGCAGACAUGAGCAUCCUUCUCUUUAACGGCUUCCUAUUGAUGGGCUUCGUCGUCGCCACGGUGCCGGACGGCUUGGUGCUGGGCUUGCCGGGCCCGACGCAACUCGCGGGCUGGGACACCGCGGCGAAGAGGUGCCGAUACACCAGGUCCUACUCGAUGCUGGAGGCGUCCUGCUCGAACCUGGAGUGGCAGAGUAUCCCGACGAACUUAAAGUCGGACAUACAGAUACUGGAUGCUACCGUGAACCGCGUGAGGGAUCUGACGAACGAUAGCUUGACCCCGUACACAAGUCUAGCUUACAUUUACCUAGCCGACAAUUUCAUAUCGAAUAUCGAGGAGGGGGCCUUCGCCAAACAACAAUAUCUGGAGGUGCUAGAUCUCUCGAAGAACGGCUGCGACAACCUGCCGAAGAGUCUUUUCCAGCUGCCGUAUCUCCGCACGCUCUACCUCGCUCACAACAAGCUCACCGACUCGGUGUUCAAGACGGAGGUCACCUCGCCGAUCAAGCUGCUACAAUUGACCAGAAACAAAUUCACCAAGAUCCCGAGCAUCGGCUUCCAGCCGACCCUCCUCACGCUCAACAUGUCCGAGAAUCAGAUCACCUCGAUCGACACCGAAGAUCUGGCGCCGUUCUGCUCGUUGAAGGUGCUCGAUCUCUCCAAGAACCCGAUCAAGUUCAAGGCCGGUUGCGAGUGUCAGACGUUCAACGCCUGGGUGAAGCUACGUCGGAUCAAGAUCAAGUCCGACUUUGCGAAUUGCACUCAGUCGCGAACUGCGAGCGAGAGUUGCGACGACGUGCAAUUCAGCAAUCGGACGUACGAGCUGUACGACGAGUGUUCGGGCAUCAUACAGCAGAAAGUGGAGACCGAGAAGGCCCGGUCUAUCUGGAUAUUGGUGGUCUCAUGCGUCUCGGCGUUCCUCUUCGUCAUCUUCGUGAUGCUGUUUUGCGUGCACAAGCGGAAUCGCAGGCGGCGCAGAAAGCAGAAAGAGCAACAGCAGCUUACGGCGAACAACGCCAAUACCGAGCUGCUGAACAGCAACCUGACCGCCGGUAAUUCGUGAAAUAAUCGCCAGGACCCUCGUACAGUAGAAAUUGUAGAGGAUUUUGCGUCGAUGCUGAGAGUGAAGUUUUACGCGAACCGCAAGGAGACGAAAGUUUAAGAGUUCUAUAUCUACUUCGAGGGAAAAAAAAGAAGAGUAAAAAAAUAAAUUAACACUGUUUUCAAAGUAUCUUGAGAAACCCUGUUGGUGUUUAUUGAGAGUUUAAUCGACGGAUUUCAGAAAGAGAGUUUAAUCGGAUAUAUCGACAGAUACGUGCCUAACCGUUUGUAUCUGAUCAUUAAUACACGUUCGCACUCGCAUGUUCAA